Molecule: messenger RNA, 2781 nt
Organism: Polypterus senegalus (gray bichir)
Lineage: Eukaryota; Metazoa; Chordata; Cladistia; Polypteriformes; Polypteridae
Product: protein rapunzel-like
Exons: 1
Coding region: 1476-2309 (277 amino acids)
Source: RefSeq, a predicted model, not a curated record
GAUCUUAACGUGCAGAUCACGUAUCGUCGCCCUACUGUUUCUCUCCAGGAUUUUUUUUUAUAAUAGAGAGAUGUGGCCAUUAGGAAGACAUUACUGGGCCCCAAACUCAAGACACAGUUCCUGCAAUGACAAUUCUGGGUGCAAGCAAGACAUUUUUAAUUUAGAUACAGGUAGAACCUAGAAGCUCUUAACACUCCAGUCUCACUAUUAUUUCUUUCUCUUUUAUUCCAUUUCUUUUUCUUCCACAUCUCCAAAAGCACUGUCUAUUUCAUCCUGAAGGGUGUACUCACACUAGCAAUUUGUUCUGCGCCUGAGCAUGUUUGGCGUCAUUUCUUGUUUGUCUUGUUUGUUUAACUAGUGUGAUCACUCCAUCUGGGCCAACUGUACUGUGCCCUGGCCCAGAAGAUUCGGGAACAGUGUGGUCCCUAAAUGUGACAGAGCAUGGACAUGAUGACAAUGAUGUGACAAGUCAGAUAGUUGCCAUUCAAAUUAUUGGCUGAGCCAGGGAAUGCAAUGCCUAUUUUCAUCACCAUCCAUUAUAACAGCCUCCCAUCCAGGUAAGGAAAUGAUGUCCAUCCCAGCCAGGAUGCCAGUCUACCCAUGACAAAAGACAGUGUCUCAGGAUUACAAGAAUGGGGCAGUGCUCCACAGUUUUUAAAGGAAAACAAGAAAGUGUUUUGAACAAAUUGAUGACACUCCUUAGCCUUCCUGGAGAAAGAAUACUCUACUCAUGCCUAAUAUCCAGAAAGGGAUAAUUUGGAUUACUUCCUGAUACUAGAACUGUAUUUUUUUUUUCUUCCAUGAGUAUUGCAGUAGCAAUGGAAGGUUGCAGUCACGUCAAGUCCAUUAUUAAUAUCUUUAUUUAAAUCAUAUUAGGUAUUUCUUCAGUUUAAAUGAAUAAAUCUUAUUCAUAUUAAUCAGUAGCACACAAAAAUGGGUGAAUUAGUCAUCUGGAUUGUUAAAAUGUUAGGGAGACAUGAUGGCAUAGAGGUUAGUACUGCUUCCUCACUAAUCCCUAGUCAUGGGUUUGAAUCCCAUUUCCAGUCCCUGCCAGUGUGGAGCAUGGCCAUGCUCUCACCAUGUCUAUUCUGCUUUUCCCCUCCAUACUUCAGUUUUUCUUCCACUGGUCAAAGUUUGCUUACAUUUGAUUAAUUGGUAAGUCACUUUUGAUCUUACGUGAGUGUGUCAAGGGUUUGUUCAUAGGUUGUGCCCAAUGCUGCCAGAAUAGGUUUCAGACCCUUCAUGACCCUAAAUUGGACUAGGCUGGUUUGAAAACCUUAUGUCAGAUUAAUUAUUAAAUGUUAUAUUAGUUUUACCAACUAUGUAAUGUUGAGCUUACUGCACUCUGUUACUGAUGUAGUAGAAAAAGAUUUGCUUUGUUACAUCUGUUCAUUCAUUUGCAAAUAUGUCAGUCCUUAAUUGUCACGUCAAUCAUUGUCUGAUUCACAGUUGUAUAGUUGAGACACAUACAGAAUAUGACGUUGUUGUAUUCCGGUUUAUUAAAGUUAUAUUACUUAUUAACUAACUGUCAAUAUUUAACUUUUAUUGAUCUCUGGACAACUUUAUAUUCUCCACUUGCACUUACAAAAGUUCAUCAUCUCACGUCUGAGAGAAUUCUUUCACUAGAAAUCAUGGCUGAUAUUUCAGAAGACCGGGAGAAAAUAAAAAAAGGCUUGAAACAGGCACUGGAAUGUGUGGCUGCUAUAUCUUCAGCUGCUGCUGUAGUUAAUCCAAUAUUUGGUUUAGCAGGAUCCAUAAUUAGACUUGUUCUCAACAACAUAGAUGAUGAGGACAUGAACACUCUAAAGAGAGAAUUUCAGAGUGUUCACUCUGGGUUAGAUAAAAUUUCCCAGCAAAAUAAAAAAACAUUAAUGCAGAUCCAGAAAGAAACUCUGGAUGGUCAAUAUUCAAAAAUAGAGGAGAACAUCAAAAAUCAAUUUCGGAAGUUCAUGGAAAUUGUGGAGGCUAAACCUGAGCAGAAAGAGCAGAAAAAAAAUAAAUUUCAGGAAAGCUUUGCAAAUGAUGAUGGAGAUCAGAAUCUACAUACACUCUAUAGUGGAGUGAUGGCAGAAACCAGAUUGUUCAGCAAACCGAUUCUGGAAGGGUACAUGAAAUUCUCAAAUGGAGAUCGUCAGAUUAUGGAGCCUCUGUGCACACGAUUGACAUACUUAUUCUGCAUUGGUCUUGUUGCCCUGAUGGGUUAUACGGCUAUAAUUGAAGAUGAUGAGGAUAAGAUCCGAGAAGACUGGGGAAAGAAAAUGGAAGAGGUACAGCAGAAAAUGCAAAUUGUGUUAAAUGCCUGCCAUUAAGCAAAAGUAUUGUUAGACCAAAAGAGACAUGUUGCAAAUAAGCAAACUGUCUUUGAGAAAUGAAGAAAACAAAAUCUACUGCUUGUCAUCUCUAAAUGAAUGCUUACAGUGUGUUAUGCAGAAAAGACUUUGAUUAACAAAUGGCAAAAAAAUUUACUUGGCUGAUAAGAAAAGAAUAUGACUACAUAAACAAAUAAUCACUCUAUUCUCUUUAUCUGAAUGAAUAUAAUUCACAAAGACAUAAGAAGUCAUGUUGUGGGUGUAUGGCCGUUGAAAUAUACCAUAUGAAGAAUAAAAUGUUCAUACUCACAAUAUUGGACUAUGAAUUAAACAAUAUAUCAAAUAGGAACUUGGACUGCAAGCAAGUCAUAAUUUGGACUUUGUGAGCUAAUACUGAUUAACCUACCGACAAUUAAAAAAUCUGGACAUUUUUCUUUACUUUAACAGAACCUACUUAAACUUUUAAACUUUG